AUGUCGGAGUUGCAUCCGCGCAGCUUUGUGAAGGAGGUGCUUCCUCCUCCCCUCAACUCGUCCUCCGAACCACCAGCUCUCUUCGAUGGCACCACCAGGUUGUAUAUUUCAUACACCUGCCCAUUUGCGCAACGCACCUGGAUAGUUAGGAAUUUCAAGGGAUUGCAGGAGAAGAUCAAAUUGGUUGGAAUCGAUCUGCAAAAUAGGCCAGACUGGUACAAGGAGAAGGUUUAUCCUGGGAAUAAGGUGCCCUCUUUGGAGCAUGACAAUGAGGUGAAAGGAGAGAGUCUGGAUCUGAUUAAAUUUAUCGAUGAAACAUUUGAGGGACCAAAGUUACUGCCUGAUGAUCCCGCAAAGAGGCAGUUUGCAGAGGAGCUGUUUUCAUACAGUGAUAACUUUAACAUGCUCAAUUUCAAGUCAUUACCUUCUCCAGGAGAUGUUGGUGACGAAGUCGUUGCCGCCUAUGACAAGAUCGAAGAAGCCCUUUUGAAGUUUGAUGAUGGACCAUUUUUCCUUGGCCAAUUUAGUUUGGUUGACAUUGCCUAUGCCCCAUUUAUCGAAAGAUUCCAGUACUCCUUAGCAGAGUUGAAGAAUUACGACGUUACCAAAGGCAGGCCAAAAUUGGCAUUAUGGAUUGAGGAAUUGAACAAGAUCGAUGCCUACACAUGUACUCGACAAGAUCCUAAAGAGCUACUGGCUGGAACUAAGAAGCGAUUAGGGAUUGCAUGAAGAUCUCUCCAUACUAGUUUUUCAGGUUCUGGUCUCUCCUGUGAUAUGAUCUUAAAUAAAGAUGUCGUGACCUUUCCUCUCCGUAUAAAACAUGUUCCCUUUAUUUGAAAUAAUCUAUAUUUGUGUAUGUAUAGUAUACUUAAUGUUGCCGUUCAUGUUGUUUGCUAUUGUUAUGGGGUAUGCCCCUCGUCAUCUAUUCUUAUUCUGGUCGGUACCAUAAUAAAAUACAAGUAAAUAAAUUAUGGAGAAUAUUGUAUCCUA
Messenger RNA from Zingiber officinale, 990 nucleotides. Its product is annotated as protein IN2-1 homolog B-like. Bases 1 to 729 code for a protein of 242 amino acids. The record is from RefSeq and is a predicted model, not a curated record. NCBI's taxonomy places the organism in Eukaryota, Viridiplantae, Streptophyta, Magnoliopsida, Zingiberales, Zingiberaceae. The transcript has 9 exons. Gene Ontology annotation, molecular function: glutathione transferase activity.